AUCGCGAGAUGGUCACAUUAGCUUGGUUGGUUAGCUAGCCGCGAAAAGCAAAGCUAGAUUGUCUACACACAGUUCUACUUUUCUUUAAAGCGCUCAAAGUAAACUAAGCAUUAUUUUUUGUUUUUCUUUGCACGUCUGCACGAAAGGAUCAUCGUCGGACCCAGUAUUUGUGCGGAUCCCAAUGAUGAGUUAUGCCGAAAAGCCAGAAGACAUCACAAAAGAGGAGUGGAUGGAUAAAUUAAACAAUGUUCACAUUCAAAGGGCAGAUAUGAAUCGACUUAUUAUGAAUUACCUGGUGACAGAGGGAUUCAAAGAGGCUGCAGAAAAAUUCCGGAUGGAAUCAGGAAUCGAGCCAAGUGUGGAUCUGGACUCUCUGGAUGAAAGGAUAAAGAUUAGAGAGAUGAUCCUGAAAGGACAGAUACAGGAAGCUAUUGCACUCAUCAACAGCUUACACCCAGAGCUGCUAGACACCAAUCGAUACUUGUAUUUUCAUCUUCAGCAACAACACUUGAUUGAGUUAAUCAGGCUAAGGGAGACUGAGUCAGCUCUGGAGUUUGCGCAGACACAGCUGGCCGAGCAGGGGGAGGAGAGUCGUGAGUGUCUGACAGAGAUGGAAAGAACACUAGCCCUUCUGGCGUUUGACAAUCCAGAAGAGUCACCCUUUGGAGACCUCCUGAACAUGAUGCAGCGACAAAAGGUAUGGAGUGAAGUGAACCAAGCUGUCCUGGACUAUGAAAACAGGGAGUCAACACCAAAACUGGCUAAGCUACUGAAAUUACUGUUAUGGGCACAGAACGAGCUGGAUCAGAAGAAGGUGAAAUAUCCCAAAAUGACUGACCUCAGCACAGGCACCAUCGAGGAUCCCAAGUGAACACUACAGACAAGAUCAACCACCUUCCACAUCCUCUUUAUUUAUGAUCAGUCAGUGACUGUGUGAUAACCAGGUAACAUAUAUGUAUAAACAAAUGCUAUGUUUUUCAUGUUUCAUUCAUGAGAGGUAAGACUUGAUGUGCAAACUGUAAAUUGCUGUAUUUGCAAGGUGACAAAUUAUUUAGUUUAAAUAUUGAUCCUGAAUUUUUAAAUAGAUCUCUGAGACAACAGAAUUCAUAUAGCUGUUUUUAUAUUUUGUCUUUCUAAAGCUUAAGCCAGUAG
Thalassophryne amazonica is the source of this 1152-nucleotide messenger RNA. RefSeq names its product glucose-induced degradation protein 8-B homolog. Gene Ontology annotation, molecular function: protein binding. The record is from RefSeq and is a predicted model, not a curated record. Gene Ontology annotation, cellular component: nucleus; cytoplasm. NCBI's taxonomy places the organism in Eukaryota, Metazoa, Chordata, Actinopteri, Batrachoidiformes, Batrachoididae. Bases 182 to 871 code for a protein of 229 amino acids. The transcript has 5 exons. Gene Ontology annotation, biological process: positive regulation of canonical Wnt signaling pathway; proteasome-mediated ubiquitin-dependent protein catabolic process.